Molecule: messenger RNA, 624 nt
Organism: Medioppia subpectinata
Lineage: Eukaryota; Metazoa; Arthropoda; Arachnida; Sarcoptiformes; Oppiidae
Source: the annotation of a GenBank genome assembly
CCGAGAGUACAUCACAUUCCCAUUAGUGUUGAGCCCAGAAACGGGUCCACGAGUUCUGGUUAUACCUCUGAAUCCAAUGGUCCGAAUCCUCAACCGUUGAGUCGUUCGUCGAGUCAUUCGAGUGCCAACAGCGCCAGCACUGGACACACGAAGACUGAGAACCGUUCGCCCAGUCCUGCGAAGAGCGUGUCGUCGGAGCACUCGAACGCUUCAACUGAUGGCAAACCGCGUGUCCAUCAGAUCGGAGUCACAAUAGAAACCAACGCAAAGCCCAAUGGGAAUGGUUUGUCACAAACCACUGACUCCUCAAAGAAACAAAAGUCCGGUCCUUUUGUGACACGAAUACCAGUCACACAACCGACUGAAACCCUAUCCGACUCUCAGUCCACCGACAAAUGUGACCAAAAGAUUGUCGUCAAAGUGAAUCCAUUGGAAUCGAUUCACAACACCUUAAGUGAUCUCAAGAAGUAUGAGUUGGAAGUGAAUGGAUUUAAUGGAACGGCUAAUGACAAGAAGUAUAAAUAUUUGGAUGAGAUGUUGACGCGAUGUAUGAUUAAGUUGGACACCAUUGAGACCGACGGCAACGAAGAAGUGAGAAAAGCUCGUAAAGGAGCCGUCAUUGCU